Molecule: messenger RNA, 2424 nt
Organism: Perca fluviatilis (European perch)
Lineage: Eukaryota; Metazoa; Chordata; Actinopteri; Perciformes; Percidae
Gene: rab28
Product: RAB28, member RAS oncogene family
Exons: 9
Coding region: 258-926 (222 amino acids)
Cellular component (GO): endosome; Golgi apparatus
Molecular function (GO): GTPase activity; GTP binding
Source: RefSeq, a predicted model, not a curated record
AACCACGCCGCCAGUAAUUGGGUUUCCGGUUUUGAUCUUUUCCUAUGGAGGCAAAGGGCUUCGUAGAGAUACUGAAAAUAUUUACAAACUGAAUGUGGAUUCCGGCUUGUUUUUCCGAUAGCUUUUUCCUCCCGUUUUAACCGAAAACCAGUGUAUGUCGAGGUAGCAGUGUGUGUGAGUGGAUCAUUCCGAGCAGAGCAGCAGUGUUAUUGUUUUCCGUUUUCCACGCUGGUACAGUCGGAGCACAUUUCAGCGUCAUGUCUGACUCGGAGGAGGACAGCCAGGACAGGCAGCUUAAAAUUGUAGUGAUUGGAGACGGUGCGUGUGGAAAGACAUCACUCGCCACCAGGUUUGCACAGGAGGCCUUUGGGAAGCAGUACAAACAAACCAUUGGCCUGGAUUUCUUUCUGAAGAGAAUAAGCCUUCCAGGCAACUUGAACGUGACCCUGCAGGUGUGGGACAUUGGAGGCCAAACGUUAGGAGGGAAAAUGCUGGAUAAAUAUGUAUACGGAGCUCAUGGGGUUCUUCUGGUUUACGAUAUCACCAACUACCAGAGCUUUGAGAAUCUGGAGGAUUGGUUCAGCAUGUUGAAGAAGGCCAACGAGGAAUCUGAUAUCCAGCCGGUUGUCUCCCUGAUUGGGAACAAAAUCGACAUGGAGCACAUGAGGACAGUGAAGGCGGACAAACACCAGCGUUUCUGCCAAGAGAACAGCCUCAUCAGUCAGUUUGUAUCGGCCAAGACGGGGGACUCGGUGUACCUUUGUUUCCAGAGAGUGGCAGCUGAGAUUCUUGGUGUAAAGCUAAACAAAGCAGAAAUCGAGCAGUCACAGAGGAUUGUGAAGGCUGAGCUGGUGGACUACCCACAGGAUGAAGGCCCAAUUAGACAAGAGAACAACCACCAAAGCAAAAUAUGUUCUGUUCAAUAGUUGAAACGUGUGGUAAAGGCAGACAUCGUGAACUACAGUCAGGACACAGUGGCCAGGACAGUCAACCCCCCUCGCAGCUCUAUGUGUGUGGUGCAGUGACACACACACACACACACACACACACACACACACACACACACACACACACACACACACACACACACACACACACACACACACACACACACUCAUACAUACAUAAUGUAAAAUUGCCUUCAGUCAGUAUUCCUCUCUCUUCAGGAUUCAUGGGGUGACUGGAUGAAAUGUGUUCAGUGUGUGUUCUCUCUAUUCCUGUGUGUCAGUUGUACGGGUGAGAUGAAGAACAGACUGUGUGGUUUCGAGGCCUUGGCCUGUAGUUCGGAUAUUUAGCAGGAACGAUUUCUUGGGUGGUUUACCAAAAAAGGAAAUGGGACCUUUUUUUCAAGUUUACACGCAGCUAUCAUUUUAUGUCUGUGAUUCACCUUAAAUACAUAUAAAAACAAAACUCUUUAAGCGAUUACUUGAUUUAUGUGUUAGUGCAGUAUGAAGCUGGUUGUUUAAAGGGGAAAGGAUUCGUUGUAACAGUUAAACAGGGAGGUGAAACCAAAUGCUCUUUUAUGUCUGUGGUGCUCCUCAGUUGAACAGAAAGGAAAUAGGCGUUAAGAAAAUGCUGUAGUGGACUGAAAUGAAUCUCUGUUUUCAAUUUGCCAAUUAGGGGCUGUGACGUGAACUGUGUACUGUUAUUUUACAUAGAGAUAUUUAAAUUUUACAAUCCUAACUCAAUAUUUACAUUUUAUAUUCAUUAUUCUUCAGAUUAUAUCCAAAUAAUUGAAUAGUAUCUCCGUUUUCCAGAUGUUUCUUGUAGAGUCUACAUUGCAUUUUGAUAAUUUAGCUUUACAUUUUCACACUAUGUGACAUUCCAGGGUUUGUCCUGUUAGGGGAUAAUUCAGAUGCUGUGGUGUUAAAGUGUUGAUGAAGGUAGGUGAAUAUGACCCAGGAAGUACCUGAGUCUCAAGCUGAGCUGAAAUGCAGAACAUGUUAUUAGAGGUCUAUACAUAGCCUUAUUCAGCUGUCCGUUAUAGAACAGAAGUUUGCAUUGAAGAAUGGCUAUGAUGCAUGAAAUGCUUCAUAGGAUCUUCAUUUUGACCACAUUUUAAUAGCCUGUUUGACAGUAUGUGUAUUGUUAGAGACAACUGAGAUAUUGCACGUUUAACCAGUUUUGUCAAAGUAGUUUCUACAUGCUAGUACUUGUUGGCAUGAUUUAAUGUGUUGUCCACCUACCGAAAUAUCCGCCAUAUGUGUAAAGUAUGUAUUUGUACAAUAAAAGCUCCAUUUCAAAGCUGCUUUCAUCGAUUAGAAAUGAUCAUAACACAUCCUGUAAAUUCUGAAUAUGUAAACAAAAUGUACACUUUAAAAAAAGUUAAGAAUGUACAGUUUAAAGUGAAUGUUUAGUCGACGUUAAACAGUGACACAGUUUUGUGUUUCUAAAUAAAAAUGCUACAUUGAAAAUAAGAAAUGA